This is a messenger RNA of Trichoderma harzianum CBS 226.95, 2549 nucleotides long. RefSeq lists its product as hypothetical. Gene Ontology annotation, molecular function: GTP binding; microtubule binding; GTPase activity. Bases 124 to 2280 code for a protein of 718 amino acids. The record is from RefSeq and is a predicted model, not a curated record. Gene Ontology annotation, cellular component: microtubule; membrane; cytoplasm. The transcript is spliced from 3 exons. Lineage: Eukaryota; Fungi; Ascomycota; Sordariomycetes; Hypocreales; Hypocreaceae.
GUUUUGCUUCAUCAUCUCAUUUGUAAUAAAGAUCGUUUAUCCUCCCAUUAAAUCUACCCAGCAAGGAGUGUAUUGAAGACUUGAAACAAAUCUGCAAUCUCAAAAAAUAUUUCACCCAAUACCAUGACCGCACAGAGCGAUGGCGAGCCUCCAGAUGGGAAAUUCAGUCACCUCCGGACUUCCAAAUCCAGUCAACGAUUGAACCAGGUCGAGAAGAUCAGAGCGCACGGUGUAGGCGAUCUGAUCUCAUUACCAGCAUUGGUCGUCUGUGGAGACCAGUCAACUGGUAAAAGCUCGGUGUUGGAGGGCGUUACCGGAAUACCCUUUCCUCGACAAGAAGGACUCUGUACUAGGUUCCCUAGUGAGAUCAAUCUUCGGCAUACAGAAUGCGAGUCGGUUACGUAUACCGCCAGCAUCAGGCCGCACAUCUCGCGGCCUGCAGAAGUUCAACAGACUCUGUCUGCCUAUCGCAAACAACUGAAGGAUAUAUCGGAGUUGCCUGGUGUUAUCGAAGAGGUAUCACGGUUGAUGAAUAUUCGUGGAUACUGCGACAAUGAAAAUGCCAGCGCCUUCUCUGUUGACGUUCUUCGAAUAGAGGUGGUCGGCCCAAUUGGAUUGCAUCUCAGCGUGGUGGAUUUGCCAGGGCUCAUAUCUGUUCCCAACGAAGAGCAAACCGAAGAGGAUGUCGAAGCCGUACACAACAUGGUAGCAUCGUACCUUCAGAGCUCGCGAACGAUAAUUCUGGCCGUGGUACAAGCAAGCAACGACAUGGCCAAUCAAACUAUUAUUAAGUUGGCGAGAACUCAUGAUCCCCUUGGCCAAAGGACCGUUGGGAUCAUCACAAAGCCUGAUUUAAUAAAUAGUGGCAGCGAGGCCAAAAUUGCACUGGUGGCGAACAAUAAAGACAACAUUAAGCUCAAAUUAGGAUUUUUUCUCCUAAAGAACCCCAGUCCCGCUGAGCUUAAAGAAUGCGUCACUAUGGCUGCACGCUCGAACCUAGAGCGGCGGUUCUUCUCUGGUCCGGCCUGGGCUAACCAAAAUCUCGAUAUGAGUCGGGUAGGCGCAGAGAAUCUCCGGAUUUUCCUUCAAGAUCUUCUCGAUACUCAUAUAGAGAGAGAAUUGCCCAAAGUGAGGGAGGAGAUUAAAAAGCUGUUGGCUGAGAGAGAUGCUGAGCUUAGAUCUCUUGGAGAGGCCAGGCCUACAACCGAUCUCAUUAGGAAUUUCCUCACAGCCCUUAGCAUGAAGUUUUAUGAGCUGUUACAGGCCGCGCUUGAUGGAAACUAUCACAGUAUCGACACUAGGUUCUUUUCAGAGAGCGACAUAUCGAGGCUAAGAGCCCGCGUGCAAGAGUCAAACACCAAGUUUGCAACCUACAUGCGAGAGUCUGGGAAAAGACGAAAAUUAAAAAUUGAAGUCAAUCGUGAUCAUACGGUGCCGGAGUCUGACGACUCGGAAGAUGACAAAUUGGAUGACAUUACAACACAAGUUAUUGUAAACAAAGCGGAAAUGAUGCGAUGGGUGAAAGAGGCAUAUGCACGUACAAAAGGAAAAGAGUUACCUGGCAACUAUAACUCAGCACUCCUGGCCGAACUGUUUCACGAGCAAUCGCGUCGCUGGCCUAUUAUUGCAGAAUCCCACAUCGAUACGAUUCUCAAGAUAGUAUCAGAGUGGAUUCAACUGGCUGUCGAAAAACUCAUCCCCGAAGAGAGUAUGCGAGCUCAAAUCCACUCAAUCCUACAGCAAUGGCUUGAAGAGACCGAGAAGAACGCACUCAGUGAGCUGGAAAAGUUGGUCGAAGACGAGCGACGCAGUCCAUUGACGUAUAAUCACUAUUAUACGGACAAUGUCCAAAAAGCUCGGCUGGAUGCGCAGAAAAAAGCGGUGGAAAACGCCGUUUCUGCUGAAAGAGAUGUUAACGGAAAGUUACAUGUUAGUAACGUUCACGUGGAUAUCCAGAAGUUCAUCGCUGCAGUUGGGUCUCGCAUUACUGUGGAUAUGGAUGAGCAGGCAUGCCACGAGGCGAUCACAGAGCUGGACGCAUACUACAAGGUUACAAUGAAGACUUUUGUCGAUAACGUCGCGAGACAAGUCAUCGAGCGCCACGUUAUAGCACCCUUGCCAAAUGCUUUCUCUCCAAAUUCUGUUUCUCAGCUAUCCGAAGAAGACUUGCUCCGAAUCGGUUCAGAGUCUGAGAAACAGAUCGCCAGACGGGAGAAGCUGGCUUUGCAGGUCCAGGGCUUGAAGAAGAGCCUGCGAGAUUUGCAAAAGAGCUCAUUGUGAUGCCGUUGACAGGCGCAGUCCGUUUUCUCAUCGUAGCAUUUCCGCUAUGUUUACAAUAACUUGAGUUGUAAUGUCAUCCAAUCUGUAAUCUUCUGAAUUAUUAGACUUGGGUUUUGGUUGUUUCACGAUUUUACCUCUCGGCUGUGGUUUUCCCACUGGGUUUUUCCACAACUGUAACGCAAAUGCGGAGAGAGUAUGUUAGUUUUGCAUGAAUAAAUGAAUAAAUUGGUUUCAAUAAUGAUGAAAAACUCAUACAAUUAAUAAGCCAG